UCAUCUCAUGACCGGCGUUUAUCAUCCACAGCCUCAUUCCUCCGUGAAGUGACAGUGAAAUAAUGAAUUAAAACCAUCUUGAUUAAUCUCUACAUAUUACGGAUUGACUGUUUGGUCCACAUUUGAUUUCGGACGUGCUGUUUUUUGAUAGAUCCCGUAGAUUUUAAAGAUGUCUGUCGUGGGUUUUGAUCUGGGUUUUCUGAAUUGCUAUGUAGCAGUAGCUCGAGCUGGAGGAAUCGAGACGAUUGCGAAUGAAUACAGCGACCGAUGCACACCAGCGUGCGUUUCCUUUGGACCCCGAAAUCGAUCUAUUGGUGCUGCAGCUAAAAGUCAGUUGGUCACAAACUGCAAAAACACCGUCCAAGGAUUCAAAUCUUUCCAUGGUCGAGCCUUCUCUGAUCCAUUUGUCCAGAACAUGAAGUCCAGGCUUGUGUAUGACCUGUCACAGAUGCCUUCAGGAACAACAGGCAUAAAGGUGAUGUACUUGGAGGAGGAGAAGGUCUUCAGUAUUGAGCAGGUCACAGCGAUGCUCCUGUCCAAACUGAAGGAGACUGCAGAGAGCGCCCUGAAGAAACCGGUUGCUGAUUGUGUAAUCUCUGUCCCCUGCUUUUUCACUGAUGCUGAGAGAAGAUCCGUCAUUGACGCUGCUCAGAUUGCAGGACUCAACUGUCUGAGACUUAUGAAUGAAACAACUGCAGUGGCUUUGGCGUAUGGGAUUUACAAGCAGGAUCUUCCAGCGCCUGAGGAAAAGCCGAGGAAUGUGGUGUUUGUCGAUCUUGGACAUUCAGGCUACCAGGUCUCUGUGUGUGCCUUUAAUAAAGGCAAACUGAAGAUUCUAGCCACAGCCUUUGACUCUGAGAUGGGAGGCCAAGACUUCGAUGAGAGGCUGGUGAAGCAUUUUUGUGAUGAGUUUGCAGUGAAGUACAAGCUGGAUGUAAAGUCCAAGCCCAGAGCUUUGGUGCGACUCUACCAGGAGUGUGAAAAGCUGAAGAAACUGAUGAGCGCAAACUCUUCUGAUCUGCCCCUUAACAUCGAGUGUUUCAUGAACGACAUUGAUGUGUCCAGCAAACUCAACAGGGGUCAGUUUGAAGAGAUGUGCGCUGACAUCUUAGCAAGGGUUGAACUUCCACUGCGCAGCAUCCUUGAACAAGCUCAUCUGAAAAAAGAUGACAUUUAUGCUGUUGAAAUAUUGGGUGGAGCCUCUAGAAUGCCGGCAAUCAAGGAGAGAAUCAGCAAAUUCUUUGGGAAGGAAACGAGCACGACGCUGAACGCAGAUGAGGCCGUAGCCAGAGGAUGUGCUCUACAGUGCGCUAUUCUCUCUCCUGCUUUCAAAGUUCGUGAGUUUUCCAUAACAGAUGUGGUUCCUUUUCCGAUCUCCCUGAAAUGGAAUUCUGCAGCUGAAGACGGAGUCAAUGACUGUGAGGUGUUUCCAAAGAACCAUGCAUCACCUUACUCAAAAGUGUUAACCUUCUAUCGGAGAGAGCCUUUUUCUUUGGAUGCUUACUAUAACAGCCCUAAAGAGCUCCCCUAUCCAGAUCCCACAAUAGGCCAAUAUGUUAUCCAAAAGGUGGUACCUCAGGCCACAGGUGAGAGUUCAAAGGUAAAGGUGAAAGUGCGAGUCAAUAUCCAUGGGAUCUUCAGCGUGUCCAGCGCUUCACUAGUGGAGAUCCAGAAGUCUGAGGAGGAAGAAGAGAAAAUGGACACUGAGCAGACCCCUGAAAAAGAAAAUGAGAGCAAAAUGCAGGUUGAUCAAGAAGAACAGAAGUCACCGGGAGAUGAACAAGAAGCUGGGGAGAAAAAAGCCGGAACAGAAGAAAUGGAGACAUCCACAGAGGAAGGCAAACAGGAGAAGAAAACCGACCAGCCUCCACAGGCCAAGAAGCCCAAAGUGAAAACAAAGGUCUUGGAUCUUCCCAUUGAAAACAAUCCACAGUGGCAGUUAGCCAAUGACAUGCUGAAUCUGUUCGUGGAGAGCGAGGGUAAAAUGAUCAUGCAGGACAAGCUUGAGAAGGAACGAAACGAUUCCAAGAACUACGUGGAGGAGUAUGUGUAUGAGAUGAGGGACAGACUGAACGGGAUAUUCGAGAAGUUCGUCAAUGAGAGUGAUAGAGACACUUUCUUAUUAAAACUAGAGGACACUGAGGCCUGGCUCUAUGAAGAUGGUGAGGAUCAACCUAAACAAGUGUACAUCGACAAACUUGCUGACCUUAAGAAACUCGGCCAGCCCAUUCAAGACAGAUACACAGAAUCUGAAGAGAGACCCAAAGCUUUUGAGGAGUUGGGCAGACAGUUGCAGCAAUUCAUGAAGAUUGUAGAAGCCUACAAAACCAAGGAGGAACUGUAUGACCAUUUGGAUGAGACUGAAGUUCAGAAGGUGGACAGGAUGGUAAAUGAUGUCAUGAUCUGGAUGAACAGUCAAAUGAACCAGCAGAGUAAACAGAGUCUCGCCAUGGAGCCUGUGGUGAAAACUUCAGACAUUCAGGCCAAAACACGGGAGCUGUUCUCUACCUGCAAUCCAGUUGUGUCCAAACCCAAGCCCAAAGUGGACUUGCCAAAAGAAGAGAACCCAUCAGAGCCAAACGGACCGGUCAAUGGACAGGAAAACGCCGAGGCUCAGUCCAGCGGUACAGAACAAGCUGCAGCAGACAGUGCAGAAACUACAGAAGCCAAGCCUGAAAUGGACCUUGACUAAGUGCGCUGUGUAAUGUUAUGUUAACAUUACACAUUAUGCUACGUAAUGUCAUGUUAAUGUUAACUUUUAUGUUUCCAGUGACUGCUUAAGCCUUGAUUCACGGACACAGCAGGUUGAUUCUGGCAAUGGUUGAUUCUGGCAAUGAGAGGAUCGCGGUUACGUUUGCAUGUCCUUUUAUAUUAAAGAAAUCAUAACUCAACAAUGCUGUAAGCCCUCUGAGAACAGUUCUGUUCAGGAAUAUGCUGUUUGGUUCUGUUAACAGGUGUUUCAAUAAAUAUGGACUGAAACAUA
Triplophysa dalaica is the source of this 2983-nucleotide messenger RNA. RefSeq names its product heat shock protein 4b (gene hspa4b). Gene Ontology annotation, biological process: protein folding. NCBI's taxonomy places the organism in Eukaryota, Metazoa, Chordata, Actinopteri, Cypriniformes, Nemacheilidae. Gene Ontology annotation, cellular component: nucleus; cytosol. The coding region runs from base 170 to 2692 and encodes 840 amino acids. The record is from RefSeq and is a predicted model, not a curated record. The transcript is spliced from 19 exons. Gene Ontology annotation, molecular function: ATP-dependent protein folding chaperone; ATP binding.